Messenger RNA from Ailuropoda melanoleuca (giant panda), 672 nucleotides. It is a transcript of the gene TMEM114, whose product is annotated as transmembrane protein 114. Bases 1 to 672 code for a protein of 223 amino acids. NCBI's taxonomy places the organism in Eukaryota, Metazoa, Chordata, Mammalia, Carnivora, Ursidae. The transcript is spliced from 4 exons. The record is from RefSeq and is a predicted model, not a curated record. Gene Ontology annotation, cellular component: apical plasma membrane.
AUGCGGGUGCACCUGGGCAUGCUGGCGGGCGCGGCGGCGCUGACAGGGGCGCUCAGCUUCGUGCUCUUGGCGGCCGCCAUCGGCACGGACUUCUGGUACAUCAUUGACACCGAGCGGCUGGAGCGGGGCGGCCCGGGGGUGUGGGGCCGGGCGGGGCCCGCCAACGGCAGCCAGCUCGAACCUCUGAGCUCACACUCCGGCCUCUGGCGCACCUGCCGGGUCCAGAGUCCGUGCGUGCCGCUGAUGAACCCCUUCUGGCAGGAGAACGUGACCGUCAGCGACUCAAGCCGACAACUUCUCACCAUGCACGGGACCUUUGUGAUUCUGCUGCCGUUCAGCCUGAUCCUGAUGGUGUUUGGGGGGAUGACAGGGUUUCUGAGCUUCCUCCUCCGAGUCUCCGUCCUCCUUCUGCUCACAGGGACCCUCUUCCUCUUUGGAGCCUUGGUGACCCUGGCUGGAAUUAGCGUCUACAUCGCGUACUCGGCUGCCGCCUUCCGGGAGGCGCUGUGUCUCCUGGAGGAGAAGGCCCUCCUGGACCAGGUGGACAUCCGCUUUGGCUGGUCCCUGGCCCUGGGCUGGUUGAGCUUCAUCGCUGAGCUGCUCACCGGGGCAGCCUUUAUGGGGGCGGCCCGCGUGCUCAGCCUGAGACAGAGGCAGGACCAGGCCAUAUGA